GCGGGCGGUUGGUGGGCGCCGCCGGCUGCUGUGGUAACGGGGCUCCGUCGGGGGAGGGGGGAGAGCUGCUUCGGGCGCCUCCCCUGCUCCCAAGAUGGCGGCGGCGGGGACUGCUGGGGUGAACCCUUUCCUCAGCGACUCCGAGGAGUCGGACCCCGACGAGGCCAGGCCCGGCGGAGGCAGCAGCAGCAGCGACUCCGGCGGCGGAACGGCAGCUCCGCUCCCGCUGCCUUCGUCGGCCUGCUCUUCGCCGCCGCCACCGCCGCCGCCCCUCCAGCAGCAGCAGCAGCAGCAUCAUCUGCCCUUGCCGCCUCCCUCCUCCCUGCAGGCCGAGGAGCCGCCUCGGGUCCCCGUGGACGCCCUGGCGGCUCAGCUGCUGCGCGACCAGUUCGUGCUGACGGCGCUGGAGCUGCACACGGAGCUGCUGGAGAGCGGCCGGGAGCUCCCCCGGCUGAGGGAUUACUUCUCCAACCCGGGCAACUUCGAGCGCCAGGGAGGAGGAAGCUGCGCUGGGGGGACGACGACGGCGCCCACCCCGCCGGCCUCGGCGGCCCCGGGGCUGCUGGCGGGGGCUGGAGUGGGGAAGGAGCCCGGUGCAGCAGGACAGCUCCAUCGAGCUGGAAGCAUUAGCACUCUUGACUCACUGGACUUUGCAAGAUAUUCAGAUGAUGGCAACAGGGAGACAGAUGAACGGCUGGCUGUCCUGGAGUUUGAACUACGGAAAGCAAAGGAGACCAUUCAGGCCCUCCGAGCCAACCUGACUCAGGCUGCAGAAAAUGAAGUUCCUUUGCAGGAACGGAGAAAUUACAAAUCAAGUCCUGAAAUUCAGGAACCAAUUAAACCUCUUGAAAAAAGAGCUCUAAACUUCUUAGUCAAUGAAUUUUUAUUAAAGAACAGCUACAAGCUCACUUCAAUAACUUUUUCAGAUGAAAGUGAUGAUCAGGAUUUUGAAUUGUGGGAUGACGUAGGACUGAACAUUCCAAAGCCUCCGGACUUGCUACAACUCUACCGUGACUUUGGGAACCACCAAGUAACUGCAAAAGAUGUUGUAGAUGUAGCAGUUGGCCCGGAAGAGGAUGAAUUUGACGCAACCACUCCUAUCCUAGAGAACAUUCCUAUAUUUGGAACACCAGAAUCUAUAGAGCAAUGUGUAAUGGUGCAGAAAUUGGAAGAUCAAAUUAAUGUGUUAAGCACCGAGAAGUGGUCUCUGCUGGAACAAAUACGAAGGCUUGAAAGUGAAAUAGAGUACUUAAGAAAUGAAAAAACUCCUGUUCCAGUGAUAUUCGAUUCAGUCCAGUCAUCUUUAGCUCAAGUGCCUCUCACAGUCCCAGACGAUAACGGGAGAUAUUUAGAUAUCCAGAGUUCACUUAAUGAUGGUAAACAUGGUGACACUGAAGAGAAAAGGCCUCCUAAAGAAGAUAUGAGAAUUUCUUUUCCUUUGAAGGAGAGAGAAAAACUUCCAUCUUGUCCUCCAUCAAAUAAAGCUGCCAUACACUUCGAUAAACCCAAUAGGAAGCUGUCACAUGCGUUCCAUCAAGCAUUGCUGUCUUUCUGUCAGAUGUCAGCAGAGAGCCGUUUGGGAUCAGAGGUGUCCCGAAUUGCUGAUAGUGAAAAAAGCGUCAUGCUGAUGCUUGGGCGUUGCUUGCCGCAUAUCGUUCCUAAUGUCCUGCUUGCAAAGCGAGAGGAAUUGAUACCCCUCAUACUGUGUACAGCUUGCCUCCAUCCUGAACCCAAAGAGAGAGAUCAGCUCCUACACAUAUUGUUCAACUUGAUCAAAAGGCCAGAUGAUGAGCAAAGGCAAAUGAUUCUGACUGGAUGUGUAGCAUUUGCUCGGCAUGUUGGACCAACACGUGUAGAAGCAGAACUUUUACCACAAUGUUGGGAGCAGAUCAAUCACAAAUAUCCAGAAAGACGGCUGUUAGUGGCAGAGUCCUGUGGAGCAUUGGCACCUUAUCUUCCUAAAGAGAUUCGAAGUUCGUUGGUACUUUCCAUGUUACAGCAGAUGUUGAUGGAAGAUAAGACAGAUCUGGUACGAGAAGCUGUGAUCAAAAGCCUUGGUAUCAUCAUGGGGUACAUUGAUGAUCCAGACAAAUACCAACAGGGUUUUGAACUACUACUUUCAGCGCUGGGUGAUCCCUCAGAACGAGUAGUUGGUGCAACUCAUCAGGUGUUUUUACCUGCCUAUGCUGCCUGGACCACAGAACUAGGAAAUUUGCAGUCUCAUCUUAUACCUACAUUGCUUAGUAAAAUUGAAAAACUACUCAGGGAAGGCGAGCAUGGACUUGAUGAACACAAGCUGCACAUGUAUCUUUCUGCUCUGCAGUCCUUGAUUCCUUCGCUUUUUGCACUAGUGCUACAGAACGCACCUUUUACAAGCAAAGCUAAGCUUCAGGGUGAAAUUCCACAGAUUGAAGUGACUAGAUUCCCAAGGCCUGCAUCGCCUCUUCAGGAUGUAGCCACCAUAAUUGGAAGCCGUGAACAAUUGGCUGUGCUAUUACAACUUUAUGAUUACCAGUUGGAACAUGAGGGUACCACAGGCUGGGAUACCUUACUGUGGGUUGUCAAUCAACUGUUGCCGCAACUUAUAGAAAUAGUUGGCAAAAUCAAUGUAGCCUCAACAGCCUGUGUACAUGAAUUCUCAAGGUUUUUCUGGCGCCUUUGCAGAACAUUUGGGAAAAUCUUCACAAAUACAAAGGUAAAACCACAGUUCCAGGAAAUCUUAAGGCUGUCUGAGGAGAAUGUUGAUGCCACAGCAGGAAAUGGAGUGCUAACAAAAGCCACGGUUCCUAUUUAUGCCACAGGUGUACUUACAUGCUAUAUCCAGGAAGAAGACCGGAAGCUGUUAGUUGGAUUUUUAGAAGAUGUAAUGACCAUGCUUUCAUUAUCCCAUGCUCCUCUUGAUAGCCUGAAAGCCUCUUUUGUGGAACUGGGUGCAAACCCAGCAUACCAUGAGUUGCUGCUAACUGUAUUGUGGUAUGGAGUUGUUCAUACUUCAGCACUUGUUCGGUGCACAGCUGCUAGAAUGUUUGAGCUGUUGGUGAAGGGGGUACAUGAAACUCUGGUAGCUCAGAGAGUUGUUCCUGCUCUCAUUACUCUCUCCAGUGACCCUGAAAUCUCUGUAAGAAUAGCCACAAUUCCUGCUUUUGGUACCAUCAUGGAAACGGUCACCCAGAGAGAGCUGUUGGAAAGGGUUAAAAUGCAGUUGGCCUCUUUUCUGGAAGAUCCGCAAUACCAAGACCAACAUUCUUUACACACAGAAAUCAUAAAAACCUUUGGAAGAGUUGGGCCAAAUGCUGAGCCAAGAUUUCGCGAUGAAUUUGUUAUUCCACACUUGCAUAAACUCGCCUUGGUCAAUAACCAACAGUCUGCAGAUUCAAAAAGAUUGGAUAUUGCUACUCAUCUCUUUGAAGCCUACAGCGCUCUCUCCUGUUGUUUUAUUUCAGAGGAUUUAAUGGUCAAUCACUUUUUACCUGGACUCAGGUGUUUACGAAAUGACAUGGAAUCUCUCUCACCAGAACAUGAGGUUAUUUUAAGUUCCAUGAUAAAGGAGUGUGAACAGAAAGUGGAAAAUAGGAGUGUCCAAGAACCACAAGGCUCUAUGUCAAUUGCAUCAAGCCUCGUGAGUGAAGACACAAAGACCAAGUUUCUGAACAAAAUGGGCCAGUUGACCACUUCAGGUGCCAUGCUGGCCAAUGUAUUCCAGAGGAAGAAAUAAAUUAGAAAAGGAAGUCCUGGUAAACACUGAAGAGACCUCAUUUAAGACUGGUUCCUUGUACUUGAAGUACUUGCCUUUUUAUUUCCCCGUCUUACGUUCUUGUACUAUAAUUUUACUCUAACCAACAAAGAUAUUUGCACUGCUCUUGAAUAUUGCUACGUAUCUGUUAAUUUUGGGUUAAAUGUGGUUGAUUAUAAAACUAAAUUAAGUCUGUAUCAAGUCCCUGUUCUGUGUUCUCGUCUUUCCAGCAUAUAUAUAUGGUUUAUAUAUAUAUAUAAGGGGUUUUUUUUAUUUCCUGAUGGGUUCUCGGCUGAUAUCUGUAUUAUACAUCAAACUGUUAUGGUGGUACUUAAAAUAAUGUAAAUCUGAAGUCACGGUCAUGAAGUAAUAAAAGUGGAGAUUACUUAUGUAUUUAAGUUAUAAGAAGAUAAUGCAGAAUUUUUUAAUGUUUCUAAAAUGAAAGGCAAGAGCCACCAGCACAAGUCUGAUUCCUGGAUUGUUUUUUGUAAGUUAUUGUAUAUUUGAAUUACAGAGUUAGAGAUUAUAAUGUAUAACAGAACUGCUUGCACUACAAAUCUCAAAAGAGGACCAGAUUAUUCUAGAACUGAUGGAUAAACCAAAUUUUUGAGAUAAA
This is a messenger RNA of Lacerta agilis (Sand lizard), 4349 nucleotides long. It is a transcript of the gene RELCH, whose product is annotated as RAB11 binding and LisH domain, coiled-coil and HEAT repeat containing. The record is from RefSeq and is a predicted model, not a curated record. Lineage: Eukaryota; Metazoa; Chordata; Lepidosauria; Squamata; Lacertidae. Gene Ontology annotation, biological process: intracellular cholesterol transport. The transcript has 29 exons. Gene Ontology annotation, molecular function: protein binding. Bases 95 to 3715 code for a protein of 1206 amino acids. Gene Ontology annotation, cellular component: trans-Golgi network; recycling endosome.